AUGCUUGCUUUUUACCGCGAGGGACAAUUUGAGGUCGUCGGCAAACAACAAACAAUACGCGUCUUGGACUACUUCUGGCAGCGGGGGCCCUCUCAUGGCUCCUCCCGAACAUCGGGAGGCCCGGCGAAAAAUGCCGACGUCUAUACGCCGGCAUACUCAAAAGUAUGGCCCUAUACGGGGCCUCCAUCUGGGCGGACUCACUGUGCAGACGGGAAAACGCUGCUGCUAUCCGCAGGACACAAAGGGCCAUUGCACAGCGGGUCGCAAGGGCCUAUCGCACAGUGGGUUUCGCGGCGGCGUGCGCUCUGGCGGGAACGCCCCCUUAGGAGCUCGAGGCUUGGGUGCUCGCCAGGGUGUACGACUGGACGGCGGGGCAGAGGGCGCGAGGAGGCGAGGGAGGCAAUAACUCAGCACUGGGCCGAUGAUCUCGCCUCUGCAACGUUCGGCCGCCGGACGCUAGACGCCAUCGGGCCCGUCCUCAAGGAUUGGCUCGAUCGGCGACAUGGUUGCCUCUCCCUGCGUCUGGUGCAGGUGCUGUCCGGGCAUGGUUGUUUCGGAUCGUACCUGCACCGGAUUGGGAGGGAGGAGACUCCGCAGUGCCACCACUGCGAGGCCGCGGUGGACACAGCCGAGCACACCUUGGAGGUGUGUCCAUCGUGGGACGCACCCCACCGCACCCUGAUGUCAGCGGUCGGAGACGACCUCUCACUCCCCAGCGUGAUUGCUGCCAUGCUGGGGAGUGCGGAGGCAUGGGAAGCGGUAGCCUCCUUCUGUGAGGUCGUCAUGUCACAAAAGAAGGCAGCGGAGCGCAUGCGGGAGGACGACCCUCUCGCGGCGCCGUUCCGCAGACGAAGAAGGGGCGGAAGACGGUGAGCACAGCGCCCGUCCGCAUCCGCCCCAGGGGGUGAUCAGCGGGCCACUGGCGGCAUCACAACUAUCACCCCCCAUGCUGCGGCCAUUAUAAAGCUCCCUACCCUCUGGGGGGGAGCGUGAGGGGCUUGCCGCAAGGCAGGCAGUCGCCGGUGGGGGACUGAACGACAUAGACCCCCAGGCCCCCUCCACUCGGGCGAGGUCGGAGUGCCGCUGGGUCUUUUUAGUGGGUAUACCGGGAACGCUGUUCACCGGGGAGUCCCACAUACCCCUCUCUCGCCCCCCGGCGGGAAGGGGAUGCGUAAACAGCAUUUUUUCCCAGCGACAAAAAAAAAAAAAAAAAGGAGCCAGCCAGCCGAGUGGGUCAAAUAAUUUAGAUAUUUCGGCUAGUAGGCGCCGUUUUGUUUGUUUCUUGUUCACUUCCGAAAUUGUGCAUUGAAAGGUGAAUUUAUCCUCUCUUGAGUUCCAGCACAAGCCUAAUGUUUUUAGGGUA
Trichoplusia ni (cabbage looper) is the source of this 1363-nucleotide messenger RNA. RefSeq lists its product as uncharacterized. The transcript is spliced from 2 exons. Bases 1 to 873 code for a protein of 290 amino acids. Lineage: Eukaryota; Metazoa; Arthropoda; Insecta; Lepidoptera; Noctuidae. The record is from RefSeq and is a predicted model, not a curated record.